CUACAGUCUAGUGUCCACAGGUGUUAUUUAUUGUUAUCAUAGUAAAUACAGAUUCUGAAAUGAUUUCUUUUUUAUUUAAACCACAGAAUAGAUGAAAUUUUCAUCUAUUCUGUGAUUUAAACUAACGACUGGGUAAACUGCAUACAAACGAAAUUACAUUCACAACAAUCACAGCUCGAGAAAAAUAUAGUUGGCAUUAAUAUGUUUGUACACCAAAGAAAUCAUUAUUUUGGAAAAGCCUGUAAAAGUAUAAAUGUCUAUUUACUUGACACUUAACUCACUUCUUAAACUAAUAUAAUAUAAUAAUAUUUUAUUCAUCCAUAAGAUUAAGAAAUAAUAUUUCUCUAAUGGAAUUAUGAUAGCAGCUAAUUUUAAAAGCCAACUUUUUAGACAGUAUCGUAAUCGUGGAAAUUUGUUUGGUGGAUUUUCAAAAGUAACCGUGAUGAAUAACUGUAGACUUGCUCAAGAUACAUUUGUAUUACGACAGUUGUUUGAUCAAGAAUCUUGGACAUACACUUAUCUGUUGGCUGAUUAUGUAGCAAAAGAAGCUAUAAUUAUUGAUCCAGUUAUUGAACAGGUGAACCGCGAUCAUUCAAUACUUAAGCGACUUGGUUUGAAUCUUUUGUACUGUGCCAAUACUCAUGUUCAUGCUGAUCAUGUGACUGGAACUGGUGAACUUAAAAAGUUAAUACCAUCAUGUGAAAGUAUUAUUUCUCUAUGUAGUGGUGCUCAAGCAGAUAUAUAUGUGAAAUCAGGAGAUGAAAUACAAUUUGGAAGAUACUCUGUUGAAGUUCGACAAACUCCUGGGCAUACCAAUGGUUGUAUUACAUUUGUUUGUCACGAUGAAGCAAUAGCCUUCACUGGAGAUUGCUUAUUGAUUGGUGGUUGUGGACGCACUGACUUUCAAGAAGGAGAUCCUGAAACGUUAUAUUCUUCUAUUCAUGAACAAAUAUUUUCGUUACCGGAUUAUUAUAAAGUAUAUCCGGCACAUGACUAUACCGGACAAACUGUUUCAACAAUUGGAGAAGAAAAGACUUAUAAUCCACGCCUCUCAAAAUCUUUGGAUGAAUUUAUUGAAUUGAUGAACAAUUUAAAUUUAGCAUAUCCUAAAAAAAUUGAUGUUAAUUUACCAAUCAAUUUGAAAUGUGGUAUUCAAGAAGAAUUAAAGAACAAUGAUUGAUAAUUUUAUUUUACUAUGAUAAUAUAAAAUAUUGAAUUUGUUUAAAAUGUUAUUAUAUUUUAAAAUUAAAUAAUUACUAUUGACA
This is a messenger RNA of Acyrthosiphon pisum (pea aphid), 1265 nucleotides long. Its product is annotated as persulfide dioxygenase ETHE1, mitochondrial. Gene Ontology annotation, molecular function: sulfur dioxygenase activity. The record is from RefSeq and is marked provisional. NCBI's taxonomy places the organism in Eukaryota, Metazoa, Arthropoda, Insecta, Hemiptera, Aphididae. Gene Ontology annotation, biological process: glutathione metabolic process; hydrogen sulfide metabolic process. Gene Ontology annotation, cellular component: mitochondrion.